UCCGGCACGUGCGGCAUAAGGGAAAAGAAGGCGGGCGUGCCUUGUGCGCAGGCGCGGGAGGAGAGGUUUUCCACCUGCCCCGCUGCCCGGGAGGGAGAGAGAGAGGGAGAGGGAGCGCGCGCACUCACCCACUGCCUCCCUCCCUCCCUCUCUCGUGCACGCGCGCUGCCCCUUCGCCCAAAGAAGGGAGAGAGCGGCGCUUCUUCCCUUCGGAGCGCUCUUCUCCCCCAGCCAUGGGCUGCUCCAGCAGCGUUCAGACCCACGUCAAGGAAAAGAGCCGCCUGGCUUCCAAGAUCCCGGACCCCGACGGGCUGCAGAAAGGCGAUGCCAACUUACCCAUCGCAGAUGAGAAUGACACAAUACCUGACCAGACCAAACUUGGAGCAAUUGACGAAGUGGAACCUGGGUCUCCUGGAAGAAAGCAAAGUGAGAGUCUUGCCAAAGAGGUGGCAGAUGUUUUGAUUCCUGGACUGACAAACUGUGCCCUUUCCACCUGUCAAAGAGUGGAUCCGGAGGGCACAGAACCACAGCCGGUGGCAGUAGAAGAAAAGCUCAAUGCCAGCGGGCCUUACCCUGCCAGUUUUAUAGAAGCUGGAGAGCUUCAGUAUGUGAAACCAGUGGAAGAAGAGGUCAGUGAGCCUCUAGCUGUCCAUGAAGCUGCCAACAAUUUGCCUCCAGAAAUUGUAGAGAACAACAUGCCUGAACCUGUUGAAUCAUCUCCAGAAAUUGUACAGAACAAUACGCCUGAACCUGUUGAAUCAUCUCCAGAAAUUGUACAAAACAAUACACCUGAACCUGUUGAAUCAUCUCCAGAAAUUGUACAAAACAAUACGCCUGAACCUGUUGAGUCAUCACAGGAGGACCCACCUGAGCCUGUGGCAGAGGAAAUAGUUACCCUUGUGACAGAAAUCGUGAAGGAACUAGAAGCGGAUGAAGUGGAACUGCUAACUGAGGGUGAGACAGGAGAAAAGAUGGAAACUGAGAAGCACUGUGAGAUAGUAAGCGAAUGCUCUGAAACAAAAGAAGAAAUGGGAGAAGCUACAGCCUCAGCAGCAACAGAGAUAGAAGUUACUAAUGAAGAGUGACUCAAGGCAUUUGAAUGGACUUCAUCUGUGGUUGCACAAAUCAUCAUAAUGCUCCAAUUUGAGAAAACCUGUUUUUAUAACAGCUUAUUAUAUAGACUUACUGCAAUAAUCGAGCACAGUGAGAACAUUAUAAGGAUUUUAUUUGAGAAAGUCAAGUUGCCAAGACACUGCUGAGGAGCUGCAAUAUAAAACCUUCAUGUUUGCCAUAGAGUGCCUUCUGCAGACACAUAAAUGAAAUUACAUUUCACAAAACAACUUUGCCUUUCAAUAGAAAAAUUAAUGAACAUGAAGGGAAGUUUAGGGAAGUCUAUCAACAAUAUUAAGCGUAAAAGCCGGUGCAGGUAACAUUAAAUAGCACCAGAAGACUGUGCAUCAUCUAAAGAGGGAUAAGAAACGUCAAGUGCUAACAGAAACCUUGCAGUCAUGAGUUAUUUAACUGCACAAAUAAAAUUACUGCAUGAAUCUUCAA
Anolis carolinensis (green anole) is the source of this 1554-nucleotide messenger RNA. RefSeq names its product glutamate rich 5 (gene erich5). Lineage: Eukaryota; Metazoa; Chordata; Lepidosauria; Squamata; Anolidae. The coding region runs from base 234 to 1085 and encodes 283 amino acids. The record is from RefSeq and is a predicted model, not a curated record. The transcript has 4 exons.